Messenger RNA from Colias croceus (clouded yellow), 5530 nucleotides. RefSeq names its product dentin sialophosphoprotein. The transcript has 23 exons. The record is from RefSeq and is a predicted model, not a curated record. The coding region runs from base 132 to 5339 and encodes 1735 amino acids. NCBI's taxonomy places the organism in Eukaryota, Metazoa, Arthropoda, Insecta, Lepidoptera, Pieridae.
UCAACAGCUGUUUGACCGAAGUCUCAACCUCGUUGAUCUUUCUAUGAAUGUGACUCGGUUAUUUCGUCACACGUGUUUUCGAAAAUAUCAAACCUAAAUUCGUAAAAGACAAUAAAACUAAGCAAUUAAGUAUGGAAGAAGAUAGUGGUGUUAAAGCACCUGUUACACGGCUGCGUCGGAGGCUGUCUGUAGAACAGACAGAGGAGAAGGUGUUGACACCCAACACUCCAACAAAGAAAAGAGCAACAAGGCGAGCUAAACCUGAGCUGGAUCUCAUUGAUGAAAAUGUUGUUCCUGAAACUUUAACACCAAAAAGAACAACACGAAAGGCUGUGAAGGAUGUUCUAGAGCCAGUAGAAGAAAAAGCAGUGACACCCUCAAGACGCAGUACGAGGAUCAAGUCAAACACAAGCAUUGUAUCGGAGACUGCGGCUUUAGCUGUGGACUCACCGCGAGCUAAACGAGCCGCAAGGAGAAAUUCACAUCUUGGAAGUGAUAGUGAAGCUUCUAACACACCUACUCUACAAACAAGGAGGACAAGAAGAGAUUCAACUUCCAGCAUUGACAAGGUGGAUGCAAUAUCAAAGCCUGCAAUCAUAAUAACUGAGCCCAUUGUUGAAGAACCAGAAACAGUAUCAAGAAAAUCAACUAGUGGUAAUGACACCACCAAUACUUCACCUCAAAGCAAUCUAAGAAAAUGUCCAAGGCUUAAUAAAAUUCCACUAAUACUAAUAACUAAACUAGAAGACACAAGUGCCUUAUUAAAUAAUGAUACUAAUGUCAAUGAACAAAAAGAGUCCCAUAACAAAUCAACAGAAUCAUCUAGUAUUUCAUCAACUCAACAUAUUAAUGAUAAAUCAGAAACCAAUAAAAGUGAUAAUUCAAAAUCUCUAGAUUCAACAAUAAAUUUAAUUAAUAAUAUUGACCAAAUAAACACAAAAACGAAGAAUAUUCACAAUAAGAGUACAUCAGCUCUUGAAAGCAAUAAUUUUAAAAGCAAGAAAAAGAGAACUAAAUCUUGGUCUACUGUAUGCAGUCCAAAUUUAAAAGAGAAUAUUUUUUAUAGUGAUAAUGAGAGUAAGAAAGACAAAUUGAGUUCAAUUAAAUUACCAUUAAGAUAUAGCAUGGCUUCUGGUGACAACAAAUUGGACCUAAAUGUAUCAAAAAUCUCUGAAAUUUGCAAAGAUGUUUCUGUUACUCUCAACAAAUGUGAUAUUAAUUUAACAGUUGAAAAUUUAAACAAUAGCAAAUUAUCAAGUAAAGAAUUGUUUGACAGAGAACCCAGUGGAAUAAUAAACACAGAAAUAAUAAUUGAAGAUUCGGAUUCCAAUCCGGAAAAAGCCGAACCUGAAGGAAAUCAUGAUAAUGAAGAUCAAUGUGUUCCAGAAGUAUCUGUGCCCGAUAGUGUAAACAAAUCUUUGCUGAAUCCAGAAAUUCAGAAUACAUCUAACAUGGCUAAUGUUAGUCAUAAAUCUGAGAAGGAAUUGAAUAAAGAAGGUUUUAAUGACAGUGUUGAGCCUAUGGAUAUUGAUGAAACUAUCCCUGACAAUUUAUUGAUCUCCGAACCUGAAAAAACUAAUAAUUCAAUAAAAAAUGAAGUAACAAUUCAGCAAAAUUCCAUUAUCAAUUCACAUUCUAAAUCAAAGCGUAAAUCUUCAAUAUCCUACAGUCCUAAUAAUACAGAAAAUAAAAGCACUUUAAUAAUAACAGAAUUAAAAGACAAUUCUAGCAAUGAAAUUAAUAAAAGUCAAAUAGCUACAAAUAAUAAGUCCAUUUCUAAAUCUAUUAUGGACUUGGACAAAUCUCAAAAUAAUGAGACAGACAGAAAAAAUGUAUCAUUGAAUUGCUUAACUAGUACACCAUUACAACAAAAGAACUUUCAAAAGUUAUUAGCGCCCAUUAAUACUUCCAUAAUAAAAUCGAAUCAGGAUAAUGCCAAAAGUCCAGUAGUCCAAAACACAUCCCAUGAAUCAAAGAGUUUUAAAAAUAAAAGUAAAGAUGAAUCAAGUGAUGACGACUCUACAGAGGAAGAAUCUUCCAAAGAAAAAAAUGAAUUACUAAAUGAUGAAGCUAUGGAUGCUGGAGAUGAUUAUGAGUCAGGGGACAGUCAAGAUGAAGAUGAACGUCAAUAUGCCGAAGAAAACGAAAUAGUUGAUAAAGGUGUAACUAUUUCAUCAGAAGACGAAUUAUCGAAUGAUUCAGAUUACGAAAAAGAUUCGUUUAUAGUUAGCUCAGAUGAAGAAGAUAACCAAUUACUAGAUGGUACAGAUGAUGACUUAUCAAUGAGUGACAACGAGUUGAAAAUGACAGCAAAGUCUAAGAAAAAAUACGAUGAACGCAUGGCCAAACAACAAAAGAAAGCCUCCAGGGAGAUGUUUGAGGCACGUCAUAAACUCGAUAAUUCUAAGUCUAAGAAACGUAUCUCCGAUAGCAAGGAUAGUUCCGAUUCAUCUGAUGAGGAAGCUCCAGUCCUCCAAAAAAAGAAGAAUAGAAUGAGAUUAGAUUCUAGCCAUGAUACCAGCACAAUAUCUAAUGAAAAUUCUGCAAAGAAAAAUAAGAAAAAACGCUUAUCUGAAUCUAUCUGUAAUGAGAGUGUUCUUAAUGAAAAAGAAAUCACUAUGCAAAAUGAAAGUUUAAAAGAGAGUGAUCCACUCGAGGCAGAUAUAAAAUCGGAGCCAAAAACCCCUAAAAAGGACAUGGAUUCCACAGUAGACUUUGUAGAUGCCAAUAAUGCAAAUAACACAAUCAUUAAUAAAAGUGGACCAAAUGAAAACUUAUCGGAUCCAUUACAUGCUUCAAUGGAAGAUGAAUUGUCGUCUUCAGACAGUGACACCAAUAAUAUAAUCGAUAAUUAUGAUUCAGUUCUGAAUUCAUUGAAUAAAAACAAAAAUCCUAAUAUUGGUAACGCAUCACUCAAUCAUGAAAUGAAAACAAAAGAGAAGAAUAAAAAAGCACCUGUAAUUGAUGAUUUGAAUCUUACACAAGUGAAAACAGUCUUCAAGAAUCUAAAACCAAAAAAAUCUGAAAAAGAGUCAAAGAAAGAAAAGCAAAUGCUUGAAUCAUCUAAAGGUGGUAGUGAUAGUUCAUCGGAUUCUAUUGAUUUAAAUUUACUUUUCUCUGAAGAAAGCAAUGCAGAUUCCUUCAGUAACAAACCCGGUAAUGAUAAGGACACUAUUCCAUUGAAAAAGAGUGAAGCUAAGACUAAUAUAAGCAUUCAGAAUGAUCAAGACGAAGCAGAUGGCGCCGUAAGCUUUUUCAUUGACACUACAGGUGAACGCAGCAGUGAAGAGGGUAAAGAAAAUAUUGACAAAGAAUUAAAUAUGUCUGUUGAUAAUGACCAAAGCUUGAAAACGAGUGCUAAGAAGAAAAAGAAAAGCUUAUCUCAAUCAAUGAUAAAUGAAGCAACAGACGUACCUUCUGAAGAAACAGACCAAAGUGAGAUACAAGCUAAAACACCCAAAAGUGAAAAGAAAAAGAAGAAGAGGCAAUCUGAAUCGCAAGUUGACUCCACAACAGACAUCCCCGCUGAAGAAAUAACCCAAGAACAAAAUGAGUCACAUGCAAAAACUCCUAAAAGUGAAAAGAAAAAGAAAAGGCAUUCAAUAUCACAUAUUGAACAAGAAGAACCUCAGGAACAAGAUAUUAUUGUGUCCAAUAUUAAAACGCCAAAUAGUGAGAAAAAGAAAAAUAAGCGAUUGUCGGUAUCCGUCGCUGAUAAUUUAGAUGAAGCACCAUCUGAAGGAGUUACCUCAGAUAUUAAUAUUUCAACUUUAAAAACACCAAAGAGUGAGAAGAAAAUGAAAAAACGUCUUUCAGAAUCGCAGGUCGAUACAACCACAGAACAAGGAGUUGUUAUUGAAGAAGUAAUAGAUGUAUCAACUCAAAAACCAAACAGUGAAAAGAAAAAGAAAAAGCGAAUGUCUGAGGCACAAGUGAAUAUAACAAUAGAUGAACCUGCUACAGAGGAGGGCAAUCGUUCUCUAGCAAAAACACCGAAAAGUGAAAAGAAAAAGAAACGCCUAUCGGAGUCACAAAUUGCUGCAACAGAAGUACCACAAAUUGGAGAACAAUCUUAUAAAGAAGACGGCAACAUUUCAGUAUUGAAAACGCCAAAGAGUGAUAAAAAGAAAAAACGCGUAUCAGAAUCACAACCUGAUGCAGUUGAAGAUAUACCAACUGAAGAAGAACCUGCUGCAAAGGAUGGCAAUAUUUCGCUAUCCAAAACACCAAAGAGUGAAAAGAAAAAGAAUAAACGCCUGUCAGAGUCACAAAGCCAAGAAGUAGCAGAUCCAUUGGAAGCAAUGCCUAUAGUGGAAGGAAAUGUUUCGCUAUUAAAAACACCAAAAAGCGACAAGAAGAAAAAUAAACGACUCUCAGAGUCACAAACAGAUAACAUAAACACAGAUACACCAAGCGAAGAAAUUACUGACUUAAAUGUAUCAAUCAAGACACCAAAAAGUGAAAAGAAAAAUAAGAACCGUUUGUCAGCAUCACAGACGAUACAUGUUGAAGAAAAUUCCGAUUCCGAUAGUCCGCUGGAAAUAGGUGUUGAAAUGAAUCAACCAAAUAUUGAACAAAAUGAUGAGGAAACAAAGAAAUCAAGCGGCAAGAAGAAAAAUAAAAAGAAGGGUCAAUCUAAAACCGAAAUUCAACAAGAAACUGUUCAAGUAUUAGAUGACAGUGAAGGCAAUUCCAACAAAAAACGAAAACGACCACAAAAUUCUGUGGAAGAAAUAUCUGGAGAUGUUGAAACCUCUCAGUCGAAGAAAAAGAGAAAAAUAAUGAACAAUGAAGAAGAAAUAUUGACUGAACCUGAAGAAGGCAAAAAUAUAAAAAAUAAAAAGCGAAAACAAAGGGAAGAUGAUGAAUUGGGUGUUUCAAAGGUACGCAAAACCAACGCUCUCACAAAAAUGCCCGUGCCCCGUUUGCCAACUUCCAUAUUGAGCCAAUUAGAUGACAAACCGAAAGAACAAACCAAGAAAAAGCCCAAAGUAGUCGCCACAAGCGGGUUCAUCGUCGAAGAAGUACGGAGGAGCAAGCCGUCCAAUUACCUUGAAGAGAGUAUUUAUUUACACGAAGACUCGCCCAAGAAGAAAAAACCUAAAGCUAACAUUCCUAAACCAAAAGUGUUGCCUACAAUGCCCACAGCUUCUACAUCGAACACCGGAUAUACGACUAAUUUCAAAGUUAAUGUAAUCCCCACUGAAACCAAAUUCGUCGCUCAAAAGAGUAACAUAGUUAAUUUCAAAGAAGAACGUAUGUACAAUAAAAAUAUUAAACGUUUAGGUACCUAUGAAAUGUAUAAGAGACAGAGGAAUAUAAAAUUGUCAAAGUUUUAGAGAUUUUCACGUUUCAGUUAUGUUAAAACUCCGCCUGUUAUAAUUAUGAAUAUUCUUUUCUGAUAUUCCGCUAUUAGUUAUACUCAUUAUACAAUUAAUUUUUCUUAUUGUAUUCAUAUCGACUAAAAAAUAUACCGGCCGAACCUCCUCCCUUUUUUGAAGUCGGUUAAAACUCUUUCAAUCUUGUAUUU